GAUGUCAAGCGAAUCACAAAGGGAUGCCGCAGUGUGGCUCAGUUUAUCGAGAUGGUAGACGACAAGAACGCCAUUAUUCAAAUCAGUGAUUCUUCUUCGAUGUAUUCUCCAGUAUUGGAAACCCUAAACAAAGAUCUGCUCAAGCCUGGCUGCAGCAUCUGCGUCCAUCCCCGUUCGAGCGCCGUGGUGGACAUUCUUCCUCCCCAAGCGGACAACGACAUUAAGAUCAUGACGGAGAAGCCAUCGGUGACCUACCAGGACAUCGGAGGCCUGGAUGUGCAGAAGCAGGAGCUCCGCGAAGCCGUCGAGCUUCCGCUUCUCCACCCCGAGAUCUUCUCGCAGAUCGGAAUCGAUCCCCCGCGGGGCGUUCUGAUGUACGGUCCCCCCGGAACGGGGAAAACGAUGCUGGCGAAGGCGGUGGCGAACGCAACGACGGCGAAUUUCAUUCAAGUGGUGGCCAGCGAGUUCGUGCAGAAAUGGCUGGGCGACGGACCGCGCAUGGUACGCGAUGUGUUCAGCAAAGCGCGAGAAAACGCGCCGUGCAUCAUCUUCAUCGACGAGAUUGACGCGGUGGCGUUGAAACGAAACGACUCGAUGGGAGGGGAUCGCGAAGUGCAGAGAAUUCUAAUGGAACUGCUGACGCAGAUGGACGGAUUCGACCAAACCACGAACGUGAAGGUGAUCAUGGCCACCAAUCGGCCCGAAAUGCUGGACCCCGCGCUGAUGCGACCCGGAAGAUUGGACCGAAAAGUGGAAUUCCCGCUUCCGGACCGACGGCAGAAGCGACUGGUCUUCCAGGCCUGCACGGCGAAGAUGAAUCUGAGCGAGGAGGUGGAUUUGGAGUCGUUCGUGAAUCGGCCGCAGAAGAUUAGUUGCGCGGAUAUCGCGUCGAUUUGUCAGGAAGCGGGGCUGCAGGCGAUUCGGAAGAAUCGGUACAUUGUGCUGACGAAGGAUUUGGAGAAAGCGUACAAAAAGGUCGUGAAGAGAACCGACUCGGAGUAUGAGUUUUACAGCUGGGUUGUUUGUUGUAUAAUCCUGUGUGGGGUGGAGGUGAGGUGGAGGUGGAGGUGA
This is a messenger RNA of Blastocystis hominis, 1071 nucleotides long. RefSeq lists its product as hypothetical. Gene Ontology annotation, cellular component: proteasome regulatory particle, base subcomplex. The transcript is spliced from 5 exons. The record is from RefSeq and is a predicted model, not a curated record. Gene Ontology annotation, molecular function: ATP hydrolysis activity; ATP binding; proteasome-activating activity. Gene Ontology annotation, biological process: proteasome-mediated ubiquitin-dependent protein catabolic process. Lineage: Eukaryota; Bigyra; Opalinata; Blastocystidae. The coding region runs from base 52 to 1071 and encodes 339 amino acids.